Desarmillaria tabescens is the source of this 552-nucleotide messenger RNA. RefSeq lists its product as uncharacterized. NCBI's taxonomy places the organism in Eukaryota, Fungi, Basidiomycota, Agaricomycetes, Agaricales, Physalacriaceae. The record is from RefSeq and is a predicted model, not a curated record. The transcript has 2 exons. The coding region runs from base 104 to 355 and encodes 83 amino acids.
GAGACAUUUUCCUAUCCAACACGACGAGCAAUCAGCGUCGAGGCAUUUUGCUGUUGGGAUUCGAAAUACGACUCUCAUUGACGCUUUGCGCUUUUGCUAUGGGAUGCCAGCUUUAUAUAGGGCACUGAGAUUUACAAAACGUCGUACUUUCCUCUCUUCAAUUUUUGGCGCCACAGCAGCUGCGACGGUUCUCACCGUGUCAGCGUCAAAUCUUCUGCCUUGCCCAGCUCGACCCGAUAAAAGCCGUUUCGCGGAUAAUGGUGUGGAUACGGUACAAUUGACGGGCAAAGUGGUAGUUGCUAAAAGGCCGAGGAGGUGGAUAGAGGAGAAGAACCCGACGUGCCAGAGUCAUUGAACGAAACAUCCUUUUGAGCAGAAGAAGCAGAAGAGCAUCGAAUAAACUUCACCCUACCUAUCCCAAUGUGACGUUGUCCAUUCAUCUUCUCUGUCAGUCGUUGAGCGGAUAAAAUAUAACCUGGUUUAAAUAACCUUAGUGGACGCGUCGCCGGUUAAAAUUCAGUUAUUGUUAUUUUUUUGUGGAGUUACUGCAUC